AUGUGGAAGAAACUAGGGCUGCCGAAACCCAUCCCCUAUGACAGUGACAAUGAAGCGUGGGAUACCACUCCACCAGCCACCACCAGCACCGAAACGCCACCGGCUACUGAACCAGCGACCGGACGCACCGAUUCACCGGCCGCCCAGACAUAUCGCCGGCAAAAGAAACGGCAAAGAACGCCGCCACCACCAUCCACAAUAGACUCGAAGACAAACCCUGCGGGCGAAAUGCUACCUGAAGCCACCACUCCCACCGGCCACAGCCACAAACGGCCAAGAACACAGUCGCCACCAAGAUCAGAGCUGGAACCCACCAUUGCCAUACAUCCCGCAGGACUCAAAGAAAGUGGUACGCCCACUGAUUCCACCAACGCUGUGCCCACUGAUGCGCCCACGGAUUUUCCAAGCGCUAUGCCCAGCGAUGUGCCUAGCGAUGCGCCUACUGAUUUCACCAGCGCUAUGCCCAGCGAUGUGCCCACCGAUGUGCCCACCGAUGCGCCCGUGGACUUACCAAGUGAUGUGCCUAGCGAUGCGCCUACUGAUUUCACCAGCGAUGUGCCCAGCGAUGUGCCCACCGAUGUGCCCGUGGACUUACCAAGUGAUGUGCCUAGCGAUGUGCCUAGCGACACACUCAGUGAUAUGCCCAGCAAUUUGCCCAGCGAUUUGCCCAGGCCAGCAUACCCAGAUCACAUCGUCAAAUCACUGACAUUCAACAAAAUUUCUGAACGCACCAGGCUGCUGAAAGUUUCAUCCCUACCAUAUCACCCAGGUAAGUAUAUCCACCAUGCCACCCUCGGAGCACUGAGACUCCAUUCCCAGGCUGCAUGGGAAGGCCGGAAAAAUGGUCAGAAUCGUCGCCAGAGUGAUUGGAGCAGCGAAGCAGCGUCAGACGAUUGGUCACGCGCCGAGAAGCGAUGGGACACGCGCCGGGAAAGGGAGGCGCGUGAGCCUUACAUGCAGGCUUUUUUGGCAUCGGAACUAAGCGAUCUGCCGGCGACAGUCCAACGAUUCUCCUGGUACCGGUGGUGA
Manihot esculenta (cassava) is the source of this 1029-nucleotide messenger RNA. Its product is annotated as cell surface glycoprotein 1-like. NCBI's taxonomy places the organism in Eukaryota, Viridiplantae, Streptophyta, Magnoliopsida, Malpighiales, Euphorbiaceae. The coding region runs from base 1 to 1029 and encodes 342 amino acids. The transcript has 2 exons. The record is from RefSeq and is a predicted model, not a curated record.